GUCCGCUUGUCGCGCGAUACGCGCUGCUCCUACGCGAGGGGUGUCGUCGAGGACUGACGGACGGGUUCCAGCUGAUCGGCGUUUCCGCGCGAGGGACGAGAUAAACGUGUUCGCGCAACGGUGCGAUGUGAUACGUCGGGCACGGUGCGGAGAAGCGCGCGAGCACCCGCGGCGGAGAGCGCAGCUUGUGCGACUCGAGCGUGUCCGUCGGCGCCGAGAGCGGCGGACUGUCCGGACGCGCUUACCCUCGCACGGCGCGGACGUCGCCUGCGCGUGUAACCGUCGUGCGUCGUACGUUCCUCGCCUACCUUCCUCGGUGCGCCGCGAGUCUCGUACGCGCGCGUCGCCCGAGGAGGAGAGGCGGCGCCGGCUGAUUCGGCGUUACCUCGCGAGCGCGGCACGUAUGCGCCGGGCCUCCGCCUCUCGGCUCCGUCGCGACGGCUAACCUCGCCGAGGGGGUGCGCGCCUUGUGGUCCUCGUCCCCCGACGGAUCUGCUGCGAGUCUCUCGGUUUCCGUUCGCGUGUGCCCUCGCCGCUCGAAUGCGCGGCAUGAGUUCCUCGCGUUAAAGUAGUAGGCCGCAAAAGUAGCGAGAGAAAAAUUAGAAAAGUGCGCGCGCGCGCGCGCGCCUGUGUAAGUAUACCGUUGUUGUGUAGAGAGGCAUGGUGUUGCGCGCUUGCUCUUUAAAUAACUGCGGUGUUGUCGGCGAUGCUCUUGUUAUCGGUGGCACCGAGACACGUCCGUAGCGAACGCUAGACGAUCCCCCCCCCCCCCCUCGGGAUCCUUUCUGGUUGUUACGUUGUUUAACUUAAUCGACGCGUGUUUUGCGAGUGACUUCGUUCCCUCCUCCGUACGUCGGGAGUGCCGUGGGGUCCUCGUCAUGAUGUACCCUCGUCGCAUCGUGCAAGUCAUCCGCCGAGAAUUGCCGCUGGUAGAUAUUCAAAGUCACGAGCCUCGCAGGCUCGAGCACGUUGCACGUUGAAGGUGGAUAGAAUGUCCGUCACGCGCGUCUCAUUGGGAGCGCGACGACGUUAACACCGGGUAGUCCCGAGAUACGCACCCGCGACUGGGCAGCCCUCGAAUCGCCACGUGUGCACUAGCUUUCAACGCGCGGCUGACUGCAUCUAUUUGCGACGUAGUCACCGAGGAACAUUCGGUAGCCUCGCUCGAAUCCCGACGAUUCCUCUGUACGCAUAUCUCGGCUUACGCCCCGCAACACGGCUGUAUAGUUCGGCUCUGGAUGUUUAUGUAGUAUUGAAUAGUACUCGUGAGGAAGAGGAGGUGUCUUGCCGUGCCUUGUGGUACGUUUGAUGCGAUUGGAUCGUCGGGAAAGGGUUGGACCAUCGGUACGAAUGCGAGGAGUGAGGAAAUAAAUGCCGAUAGAAUGCCACCGAGACGAGCAGAGGAGGUGCCUAUGAAGAGAGUGGCGGCUGCGGGUUGCAAGCUACCGACGCAACUGCCAGUGGGUGAGAUCUUGACGGACAUUACGCAGAAUAAAUGGAGACUGGGGAACGCCAUUGGAUACGGUGGCUUCGGGGAUAUUUAUCUCGCCUCUAAUAACAUCACAUCGCCUGUUGGCCAAGAUGCGAAGUACGUCGUCAAGAUUGAACCCCAUAACAACGGGCCGUUGUUCGUUGAAAUGAAUUUUUAUAUAAGAGCGGCACGCAAGCACAUGAUUAAAAGUUGGUGCGAGUCUCAGGGAAAGAGGAAAAUCGGUGUCCCCACGUACGAAGGAUCGGGCUCCCAUGUUUAUGGAGGUCAACGAUACAGGUUUCUAGUGAUACCGCGAUACGGAGUAGAUAUCGGAAAACUGUUCCUGUCGCAUAGGAAGAAAUUGCCGACGAGACUUGUUAAUACGUUAGCUGUACAGAUGCUGGAUGCGUUGGAGUAUAUUCACAGUAAAGGAUAUGCUCAUGCGGAUAUUAAGGGACCAAAUAUCUUGUUGAACGGGGGCAGAAUAGGGAAGGAAAAAUCUAUGGCGUACUUAGUAGACUACGGUCUGGCAUAUCGUUUUUGCACAGGCACGGGUGAACAUAAGCCAUUCGUACAUGAUGAGAGAAGAGCCCACGAGGGCACUUUAGAAUUUACAUCGCGGGAUGCUCAUCAUGGAACACAUUCAAGGAGAGGAGAUUUAGAGACUUUAGGAUAUAAUAUUAUACAGUGGUUGUGUGGAAAGCUACCUUGGGAGGAAGAUAGUAAUGAAAUAGGUUUAGCUAUGGAUCCCGAAGAGGUUCAUCAACAAAAGGAGAUUUUGUUGUCAGACUUGCCUUUAUUCAUGGACAAGUGCUUCCCUCACAAGAAAAAACCACCAGCUGCAAUCAUGAGAUAUAUGAAGUACAUUACCGAGCUAGAAUUUGAGACUAAGCCCAACUAUUCCUAUUUACGGAAUUUAUUUCUACACAGCAGCCAAGAUGGCAGUAUUCCUACAUGUUUAUAUAAUAUGAAAGAGUCCAAUGAAAAUCUCACGAGCUCUAUAUUUUUCGAGCGACCAUAUUUGAGAGAAAGAAAACCUUGCAGGCCUGUAAACGGCGAGAUACGAAUAACACGAAAUACACAGCCUAAACAUCCAGUUCAGAAAAAGGAGUUUAGUUGGGAAGCAGUGUUAGCAUUGCAUCCAGACAAACUUGCGAAAAUCAGUACUCAACUGCCACCUUCGCCUCUCACACCGCCUCUUACACCACCAUCGUCCGAGUCUCCACGGCCACCGUCUCUACCGACGUAUGCAAUGUUAGAAGUACUUCGUAAGAUGAAGGAGAAGCAGUCAGGUUCAUUUAGGCAUAAAACACCAUCAAAAUCAUUGGAUAAUGAACUCAAACCAAAAUGGAUGACGCCCGCAAUGGAAGAAGUUGCGCGAUUAAGAAAAAAAAAUGAGACACCUGUUCCUGUACUCAAUUCUAAAAAUAGUUUGAGAGUAACACGUUCACGUGUGGCAAAAAGAAAACAAUUUGGAGUUCAGGAGCAAGAUAAAGAGAUUAAGGACGAUCCGACUAAGGUUACGCAUAAAAGGAGGAAAUGCUCAUCCUAAAGAAAACUGGGUCCUAUUAGUAUUAUUAAGACUUCUGACAAUGAUACCAUUGGCAUUCAUUUUAAUAGGAAAUAUGAAAUUAAGUAUUAUUUCACAAAAUCUCGUCUAUCGAUUAUAAGUCUGUAAGUAUACAUCGCGCCAAUUUAUUUAAGACUGCUUCAUUGUAUUAUUUGCUCUUUGAUAAUAUUAUCCGAUACACAUAGAACUUCUAAACAGUUGUAUAGCGAACAAAAUGGUAAUAUUAAUGAAUAAUACUAAGUGACUUCCUGCUCUGAAACUACAGAGACUCAAUGGAAUUAAUACGUUCAUAUAGAACUGGUCUUAUGAUUACAUGGAUGUCGUAAUAUCUCUGAAAAACAUGUCUAUUGAUUUAAUAUUGUACAAGUAAACUUUGCAAUUUAGUUAUUAGAUUAAAUUUAUUGAACGUUAAUAUUGCGUAUGUUGUAGGUGUGAGAUUAUAUCAAAAUUAAUCAAUAUUUCUGUUGUGUAUUUACAAUCUAUAAUAGAUUCGAGAUCUGUGAUGUGUGCUUGAUUGAACCAACAGCAUAGUUGUAAAUUUCUCUUAAUUCUCAUCUCUUAUUCUUUAAAAAAUAAAAUACUCAAAACAAAGUAUUCACAAAAAUAAAGUUACGUAAAGUAACAAUAAUGAUUAUUUAAAAAAAGUAAUUAAUAAUUAUACAUCACAAAAUCUUGAUUUAAGAAUAUUCUUGUGCAAUAUAGUCCAUAAAGAAGUGUCAAAGGAAAGAAGUAACGUCCGUGAUAUUUUUCAUAAAAUCUUGUUUUCCAUAACUACUGUGUCUCCCUAUUUAGCUAAAAGAUGAUUAAAAUAUUAAGGAAUCCUCCAUAUAUGACUUUAUCAACAUUUCAUACGAGAUCGGACGGUGUAGGAAGAGUUAGCACAGAUUCUUCCCGAAUUACGCACGUUGCACGCUUUCCUUUAACAUCGACUCUGUAAAUACGGCACUUCUUCAUUAAAUUAAUUUGUUUCGCUAUUAUAAUAACGAAUAUUAUAAUAACGCUUUUAUAAUAACGUAUUUAAAGGUAUAUUAAUUUCGAUGGUAUGUAUUUGCUGUAUAUGCAGUGUGUAAUUCGUAAAUAUAAAUGAUGUAUCGUAAUGUAAUACAUAUUGAAUUUACAACACUUAAGUUAUCAUGACACUCAAAAGUGGUGCUGAUGUUCGAAGAAAUAUAAUAAGAUUUACUGCGGUAGAACAUUGGUGAAGUAUGUGACCGAGAUAAGAUCAUGUUCUUUUAUAUGCUGUAUGAGUGAGAGAUUUGAUAAUUCGGUGGCAUACAUAACUCUUGAGCUUAUGUACCGAAGGUAUGCGAUUUAGUCAAUUUUACUUUCACACUAUGCUGUGACUUUGAUAGGUUUAGGUAUCUCUAAUCUCUAAGUUUGGAAAAAUAACAUUAAGUGAUGUUUAACUAUUGUUAGCGCUUUUGUUAUCGUGAUUCGUUUAUAGAUUUACGUUAAUACUUUUUUACGAUACAUUUGUGAUAACUUAUUCAUAACCAUAAUUCAUUCUUAAGUUAAUCUAUACAUUUAUAAUAUGUACCUGUGUGCCACGAGACCAUCAUUACUAUUCGGAACUAACUGUCAUCACGUAUCAUUCGUAUAUAUAUUUUAUUUUUGCUUGUAAAAAUUUUUGUCAUUUUAUUUAAGUGUGGAAACGAUAAGUACUUUGUAUCUCGAAAAAUGUCUAAUUUCAAUUAAAGUACGCGCUAAAUGUAUUUGAAGGGAUAAUGACGGAGUCCUUGCGGAACCGUCUAUUAUCUGUCAAUAUAUUUUAUUAUACACACACGGCCAAAUAUAUUAUUAUAUAAUUUUAAAUAAGUUAAUAAUGCAAUAAAACGGACUUCGUAGUAGUAAUAAUUAAAGUCACGGCGCAAUAAAGGCGCAUUCUCCUAAGUAUUGUUAGAGAAACUACUAUUGUUUCGUAAGACGCGAUAAUUUAAAUUGAAACGUGAGAAGUGUAACUACAAUCGGAGAUGUAUCUACUAAAUAACAGAGGAAAAAGUGUAUGUAAUGAACUGUGUAUUAGAUUAUAUACUCGCAUCGGCAUUUUUCUUAUAGCGAUCUUGUAUAUGUACGUUGUUUAUUAUGAUGCGAAAUAUAAAACGAAUAUGUAUGACCGAUA
Vollenhovia emeryi is the source of this 5160-nucleotide messenger RNA. Its product is annotated as serine/threonine-protein kinase VRK1-like. Gene Ontology annotation, cellular component: cytoplasm; nucleus. Gene Ontology annotation, biological process: signal transduction; peptidyl-serine phosphorylation. The transcript has 10 exons. The record is from RefSeq and is a predicted model, not a curated record. Bases 1383 to 3023 code for a protein of 546 amino acids. NCBI's taxonomy places the organism in Eukaryota, Metazoa, Arthropoda, Insecta, Hymenoptera, Formicidae. Gene Ontology annotation, molecular function: protein serine/threonine kinase activity; ATP binding.